UAAAGCUUGCGUGAUGAGUAAUGGAGCAGACAAUGUUUACAUCAUGUGAGGGAGGCCAGAUGGCAGCCGGGCCACGCUUCUAGUGCAUAUAUCUUCACUCUCUCCAUCAUCCAGUGUGGACUCUCUGAACUAUGUGUGCGAGGAACAUUGAGCACCAGAUGUAACUGAGAAUGCUGUACUUUUGCCCCACUUGUGCAAAUCUGUUGAUUGUGGAGGAGGGGUCACUGGGUAUGCGUUUUUCUUGCGUGACCUGUCCAUAUGUUUUUCCAAUAAAGAGAUGCGUGUCAUACAAGAUUUACCCCAAACUGAAGGCACUUGAUGAUGUUCUAGGAGGAUCAGCUGCUUGGAAGAAUGUUGACUCUACAGAUGAACCAUGUCCUAAGUGUUCUCACCCUAGAGCCUACUUUAUGCAAGUGCAGACUAGGUCAGCUGAUGAACCUAUGACUCUGUUCUACAAGUGCUGUUCACCAACUUGUGGUCAUCGCUGGAAGGAAUAA
Procambarus clarkii (red swamp crayfish) is the source of this 497-nucleotide messenger RNA. RefSeq names its product RNA polymerase III subunit K (gene Polr3K). Gene Ontology annotation, molecular function: zinc ion binding; nucleic acid binding. The record is from RefSeq and is a predicted model, not a curated record. Gene Ontology annotation, cellular component: RNA polymerase III complex. NCBI's taxonomy places the organism in Eukaryota, Metazoa, Arthropoda, Malacostraca, Decapoda, Cambaridae. Gene Ontology annotation, biological process: termination of RNA polymerase III transcription; DNA-templated transcription.